UGAAGGGUUAAAGAUCACCGAGCAGCGGAUCGUCUCCCGGUAGUGGCUCGGCGGGCAGCGCUGGCUCCGAUCUGUCAGCUCGCUGUGGAUUGUGGGAGUCGGGGACACUGCCCUGUUCGUUACCGGAGAACGGGAGACAUUUUCCGCUGCGCUCCGUUUCAAGUCUGACGCUGGUUGCAUCGUCAGCAUCAUGUCCAGCCGAGGAGGAAAGAAGAAGUUGACCAAGACAUCUCGGUCCACUAAGGCCGGCGUCAUCUUCCCUGUGGGCCGGAUGCUUCGCUACAUCAAGAGGGGGCUGCCCAAGUAUCGCAUCGGGGUGGGAGCGCCCGUCUACCUGGCCGCCGUCCUUGAGUAUCUCACGGCGGAGAUCUUGGAGCUGGCCGGUAACGCAGCCAGAGACAAUAAAAAGGGUCGGGUAACGCCUCGACACAUCCUGCUGGCCAUCGCCAACGACGAGGAGCUCAACCAGUUGCUGAAAGGUGUGACCAUCGCAGCAGGCGGAGUUCUGCCCAACAUCCAUCCAGAGCUGCUGGCCAAGAAGAGAGGCGCCAAGGGCAAACUGGAGACGCCGGUCUCACCUGCACCCGAAAAGAAACCCAAGUCAGUCAAGAAAACGGCAGCUAAGAAACUGAGCGGGAAGAAGGCAGGAAGGAAGGCCAAGAAGCAGGGCGAGGUGAGCAAGGCAGCGUCGGCAGACAGCACCACAGAGGGAUCUCCGGCCGACAGCUUCACCGUUCUCUCCACCAAGAGCCUCUUCCUGGGCCAGAAGCUCAACCUCAUCCACAGCGAGGUCAGUAACUUGGCUGGCUUUGACGUGGAGGGGGUCAUCAACCCCACCAAUGCUGAGCUUGAACUUAAAGACGAUCUAGGCUCUGCUCUGGAAAAAAAGGGAGGGAAGGAGUUCACUGAUGCGCUGCAGGAGCUGAAGAAGAAAAACGGCCCUCUGGAGGUGGCUGGUGCCGUGUUGACCGCCGGCUUUGGUUUACCCGCCAAGUACGUCAUCCACUGUAACAGUCCUGGCUGGGGCUCCGACAAGUGUGAGGAGCUGCUGGACAAGACGGUGAAGAACUGCCUGGCUCUGGCCGACGAGAAGAAACUCAAGUCUGUGGCCUUCCCCUCCAUCGGCAGCGGAAGGAAUGGUUUCCCGAAGCAGACGGCGGCCCAGCUGAUCCUGAAGGCCAUCUCCAGCUACUUCGUGGCCACCAUGUCUUCCACCAUCAAGACCGUCUACUUCGUGCUGUUCGACAGCGAGAGCAUCGGCAUCUACGUGCAGGAAAUGGCGAAGCUGGAGACGAGCUAAAAGUAUGGAAUAUUCGCCUCCUUGUCCCUCUUCCCCCUGAUUUUUCCUGCAAGGAAAGAGGAAGGUGUUUACGAGCAAUUUGUUAAAUAUGAAGAGAAGAAGAAUCUUUCUAAAGGCCGGGAACUUGAUUUUGCAUUAUGUUUGUAUUUUUCCUAUAUUGUUUUUAAUUUCUUAUUUACUUGUCACCUCUGGCAUUUAAAUGUACAAGUGCACUGGUCAUUCUUGCGGUCUUUUAAUACACAGUGCCACACAAAACAGAAUAAUUCAGCGAGCGAGAAGACUCACUGUAAGAUUUCAUUUUCAAGAUGUAUACGGUUAAAAAAAAAGAUGUUAUGAGACGUAGCUACACCUCAAUUACAAGGCUUCCAGGGAAGUCCGAUAAAUACGGGUUAAUGCAUGUAAAGGCAGUAAAGAUACUGAAAAAAAAAAAACAGAUAUUCUCUUUUCUUUUGAGCUCAAUAACACAAGACACGUAAUUGUGUGUUGUAGUUUUUUGUUUCAAUUCAGCGUUUUGGACAUCUCUGUUGUUAAUAGUACUGUAUAAUGAAAAGGUAAAGAGUUAAAGUACAAUUUGUUCAGUUUUGGUCUUCAGGAGAGGCAUAUAACAGAACAAUGGAAUGACUUUUUGUUUUUGUGUUGUGUGUUGCAAAUUGCUCUUUUUGCCUUCAUUUAUGAGGCAAAAAGUGUUUUCUUAGUGUUCUGCAGACACCUUGAAUUUCCAAAAUGACACGUGAUUGGAAAGAUUAAUUAAUAGGAAAGUAAAAAUGAUACUGAUGUUAUGAGUUUACACUGUAAACUGAACAUCUGUUGGUUAUUUACAGUAAAAAAUGAUUAAUUUAUAAACAAGAAUUGGAGAUUGGAGGUUUUCGCAGUGCACCGAUGAUUUAUAUUGUGUGUUCCUAUAAGUGUUUAUAUAGAUGGGGUAUUUGUGAAAUGUUAUAGUAAAAUAUUGGACUGUAACAUAGAUUUUUAUUUUCUAUUUUAAUUUUCACACUGAUUCUAAAUGGCACAGGAAGAAAAAAAAAGUCAUUAGAGGUUGUUUUUUCGUGCGUGUUUCUGUCUUUGUUAAGCCAUAAAACGAGUGUAGUCAUGUUUUCGCUGGAGGCUCUGCUGUUGCUUUUGGUUUUGCUCGUUCAUUCAGCCGCCACCAGAUGGCUCCCUGUAAUCAGCAAUUGGAUUUUUCAUCUCAGCCAUUUUCUGUGCAGCAGCAGCAGACUUCUUCACACAGACGCUAGUCGAUUUCAGUUGGAUUUGAAUUGGAACUGAUGGACGUAUAUAUAUGAGGACCCGACUGCUUUGCUGCAUUUGAACUUUUCAACAGCCUAACUUUCUUAUUAUAAAAAAAAGAAAAAUUUAAAUGCUUUCUAAAGAAUUGCUACAAUUGAUGAUUCUACAAAAGGUCUGUACACACUCCGGUAAUAAAAUACAUUUAAAAACA
Messenger RNA from Amphiprion ocellaris (clown anemonefish), 2738 nucleotides. RefSeq names its product core histone macro-H2A.1. Gene Ontology annotation, cellular component: nucleosome. The coding region runs from base 191 to 1300 and encodes 369 amino acids. The record is from RefSeq and is a predicted model, not a curated record. Gene Ontology annotation, molecular function: structural constituent of chromatin; protein heterodimerization activity; DNA binding. The transcript is spliced from 9 exons. NCBI's taxonomy places the organism in Eukaryota, Metazoa, Chordata, Actinopteri, Pomacentridae.